AUGCGUAAAAAAGAUAUAUUCUCUCAGUUUAUAGAUGUAUUUUCAUAUGAAACUUUUAUUCUGCAUUACAAAGGUACAGUAUUGCUAAACGUACUUGUACAAGUCAUAGCAUUUUCAGCAUACUCGUUGUGGUAUGUUAUAUUCGCGGGACAUGGGUUUGCACCAGUAUUUAGUAAUUCACUUAUACCUAUAUUAACCAUCGUAACUGCUGGUAUGAUUGGUUUGAGAACUAAUAGUAGUUAUGAUAGAUUUUGGGAAGGAAGAAAAUUAUGGAGUGGUUUAGUGGCUAAUAUUAGGAAUGCUACUAGAAUACUUUGGUUUAGUGUAGCUAAAGAUGAUAAUGACGGUGAAGGAGAAGCAAAUGAUAAUGAAGAAAUAAAACAAGCAAUUCGAUUAUUUAUUGCGCUUGCUAUAGCUAUUAAACAUAGACUUCGUGAGGAAAACGGAGUGGGGUAUUUAGAUUUAAAAAAUUUAAUACCUUAUGCCUAUAGAAAAUUCGAAGAAAAACAUGAAUAUGUUUUAGAAGAACAUGAAUCACAAAAUUCUCAUUCUUCUGAAGCUGUUAUAAGCGAGAAAAGGAAUAUGAAUAUAAGCGAUAAUAUAAAAAAAUAUUACGAAACUCGUAAUAUACCUAUUGAUAUUACUCAUAUGAUAUAUAAUUAUAUAAACAUGUUUAAAAAACAGGAUAAAUUGGAUUCUAGCACUUUUAAUACUAUUAAUUCUUUAAUUCAUUCUAUGACCGAAAUAUACACUGGGUUUGAAAGAAUUUUUACCACACCAAUUCCUCUCGCUUAUUCUGUUCAUUUAAAACAAAUGAUAACAUUAUAUAUCUUGGCAUUACCACCGCAAUUAUAUGAGAAAUUAGGAUGGUAUACAGUUCCUAUAACUGCUAUAGCUACAUUCACAUUCUUCGGUGUUGAUGCUAUUGGCAGUGAGAUUGAGAAUCCUUUUGGUUAUGAUAUUAACGAUUUACCCGUUGAUGAUUAUUGUUCAAAUCUAAGAAAAGAAAUUGAAAGUUUAUUUGAAGAACGUCCUUUAGAUCCAUGUCAAUGGAAUAAGAAAACUGAAUAA
Messenger RNA from Rhizophagus irregularis DAOM 181602=DAOM 197198, 1071 nucleotides. RefSeq lists its product as uncharacterized. The record is from RefSeq and is a predicted model, not a curated record. Lineage: Eukaryota; Fungi; Glomeromycota; Glomeromycetes; Glomerales; Glomeraceae. Gene Ontology annotation, molecular function: chloride channel activity.